AUGGGAAGAUGGGCCAACUGUAGCUGGAUUGGGCCUGAGAUCCCUCUGUCAUCACAGAUCUUCAGUGCCAUUAAAGAUGAGCUGUGGCUCUUCCUCAUCCCAGCCGGCCUGGCUGUCAUUUCACUGGGGGUGUUUCUGGAGGAGGUGGGCUUCUUCCUGCGCCACAUUGCCUCGUCCAGACGAAAACGGCUCUACCUGUGGAUAUUAGGAAUGUACCCGGUAUUUGCCUUGACCUCCCUCAUAGCGCUGUAUGUUCCACGCUCUUCAUCGCUGUGUAAUUUCCUUGCCUCACUAUACCACUCCAUCACCCUGCUGAAGUUCAUGGGACUGAUCACAGACUUCUUUGGAGGGAAAGCUCGUAUGCUGGCGGCUCUGUCUAGUCAGCAGGUAUCUCCAGAUCCUUUCCCCUGCUGCUGCUGCUGCUGUCUCCCGAUGGUGGCCAUCAGCAGCAGCAGCCGUGGCUGGAUGAUGGCGGCUGUGCUGCAGCUCUGUGUUGUCCGCAGCAUCUUGUUCUUUGUCACUCUGGUCCUGUGGACAGAUGAGCAGUAUGACUAUGGUGAUGUGGAUUCAGUUAACCCCAACCUGUAUGUGAACGGUAUCAUAUGUGUGUCCACCUUCGUGUCCUUCUAUGGCCACCUUCUCUUCUACAAAGCCACUAAGAGUGCUCUACAUGGCUAUGGGCUGAGAGCCAAGUUCAUCUGCGUCAUUGUGGUGUUGGUGCUGUGUGGCCUGCAGAGCGGCAUCUUGGAGACCAUGGGUGCUCUGGAGGUUAUCCCCUGCACACCACCCUUCUCUGUCCUGACCAGGUCCCAGUUGAUCUACCACUACUGUGUGAUUGUGGAGAUGUUCUGUAUCGGCCUGUAUGCCCGCCACACUUUCCGUAAGGUGGAGCUGAGCGUGGUGGAGGAUGUGGAGGGGCCCGUCAGAGUCCAUCAGAUGGAAAAGGCUGUUCAAACAGACGACGAUCAGAUGACACAUCACAGGCCCGGCUUGCUCAGCCGCUGCCUCGUCAGCGCCUCCAACGCCAGUUACAGCAGUGACAGUGAGGACACCCUGUGCAGGAUAGAGCAUGCACCUCUGGAUGGUUUCCCCUUCCCUCAGGCCAGAGGUCAGCAGCCAGGCAGGAGAGAACCAGUGGAACCCAGGUCUGCAGAGGAACCGGGUGUAGAUCUGACCCACAUUACUGUCAGGGCUGAUAUUAACUAUCGGGACUCUAACGAUGUCACUGUGGUUUGA
Anoplopoma fimbria (sablefish) is the source of this 1236-nucleotide messenger RNA. RefSeq names its product organic solute transporter subunit alpha. Lineage: Eukaryota; Metazoa; Chordata; Actinopteri; Perciformes; Anoplopomatidae. The transcript is spliced from 7 exons. The record is from RefSeq and is a predicted model, not a curated record. Gene Ontology annotation, biological process: transport. Gene Ontology annotation, molecular function: transporter activity. The coding region runs from base 1 to 1236 and encodes 411 amino acids.